Messenger RNA from Sorghum bicolor (sorghum), 579 nucleotides. RefSeq names its product atherin-like. The transcript is spliced from 3 exons. Bases 1 to 579 code for a protein of 192 amino acids. The record is from RefSeq and is a predicted model, not a curated record. NCBI's taxonomy places the organism in Eukaryota, Viridiplantae, Streptophyta, Magnoliopsida, Poales, Poaceae.
AUGGGCAUGAAAUUAAAGAGGCGCGUCUCCGAAAUAUCCAGAGAUGAUCGCGGGCACACGGCAAAGUGGCUGCAUAACACACCCGGCCAGGCCUCUAACGGCCACAAUUUUGCUCGCGCCGCCCUCAUCUCCCACCCCGCGCCGCCGCUCGCUCGCCGCUCGCCCGCGCCCGCGCCCCCACGCACCUCCGGCCGCGCCCCCGCCCACCUCCGGCCGCGCCCCUACCCACCUCCCCGCCCACCUCCGGCCGCGCCCCCGCGCACCUCCUCGCCCGCGCCUCUGCUCGCCCGCGCCUCCGCCCGCCCGUGCCACCGCGCGCUCCGCGCGCCGCGCCCGGCCCUCCCGGCCCUCGGCGCCCACGCGCACUCCGGCCGCUCUCGGCCCUCGGCGCUCGGCGCCCUCGACCCCGACGCCUCCAAGCUCCUCGACCCCGACCCCCGGCACCCCGACAGCACUUCGAAGCCCCCAAAGGACCGUGAAAACCCCGUGGGAGCCGAGUGCGAGUCUGCCUGCACUGCUUCACCUCGCCGCUGCACCGACCUGCCACUGCCCCGCUAUCCUUACUCCACCGCCACCUAA